AUGACUUCUAUGAGAGGUUUAAGUAAAAAAGGUGAUCUAGAAAUAACUUUACUGGACACAAAAGGAAUUAAAUCUGGUGAUAUUUUCUGUAUCAUUGAUCUACCACCAAAUAAACCAUUCAAAACACAUCUCUUUAAAGGUCCAGAUCCUACUUUUAAUGAAAAGUUUACAUUAGAUUUGAUGACCUUAAAUGAUGAAGAGAUUACUAUUGUUGUAAAAGAGCAAAAGCCGGCUGGAUCUAAAUUUCUUGGACAAAUUCAGAUUCCAAUCAAGGCACUCUCGAUCACACCUACACCACAAGCUUAUUUCCUAACGGAUCGUCCGCUCAAAGCUGGAAAGACACCAAAGGUUGUUACCGGUAGUAUCCAAAUACAACUGGGUUUCGUUCAUCGCUACCAAAAGAAAACCAAAAAGAUACCAUCGCCAGAGAUGAAGAGUACCAGUCCAGUACAAUCCGUGCCACCUUCAUCGAGCAGCAGCAGCAUCUCUGACAAUCGCUCGACAUACUCGAGCUCCGAUAGUCUCAAUUCCACCGACAGCAUUUCAUCGAUGCUCGAAGCAGGCGGUAGUCUUUCGUCGAGAUCCACCACCGAUGACAUUGAGUAUAGUCGUGAGGAGGCUGUCAUAAUCGAUGAGACUCUCAAGGACAAAGAGUCGAUCGUCAUGAAGCAGUUGACUCAACAGAAGAACUUCAUCAAGCAAUACGGUGAAACCAUUCGUAAGCGUGAGCGAGAAGGUGAUAAAACGAUUGCCGGUGAUAAGAUCAAGAUUCAACAGAUGCAGAAGGAACUGGAUGAAAUGGAGAAACUCGUUACCCAAUCGACUCCUUCGUUGCAACAGAUGACCAAUUCACUGCUGAGUGAUAUUGAAGGACUGUCGAGAUCGACCUCCAAGAGUACAAUGCGUGUUGCCACUGUCAAGUCGGUGAGAGCGCCAGCCACUCUCUCUAGUCCUGCCUCAAAGGUUGAUAUUUCCACAUUCAGUUUCGAUGCAGCAGAGAAUGAAAAGAAAAUUAGAGAAGGUUUGAAUCAACAGAUCAAACAGCUUCAACGAGAGAAUGAAAGACUGGAGAAUUCAUUACACCAAGAGAAGCAGCUGAGUAAACAAGCAUCGGAUUUGACAUUGAAGCUGAAGGUGUUGGAAGCAGAGAAUAUAUCGUUGGUUCAAGAGAAAUCUGUGUUGGUUGGUCGUGCCAGCAUGUUUGAGAAGGAAGUCGAAAAGUUGGAGAAAGAGAUUGAGUAUGAACAUGGUUUGAAAAAGAAAGAGUCCAGUCGAAAGGAAGUCGAGCGUGAUGAAGUACGUAGACUUUCAAAGGAAUUGGAACAAUCGGAAAACAGAAAUAAAUUACUUCAAGGUGAAUUGGAGAAUCAGAAAGAAUUGAACAAGCUGGUCAAAGACAAGCCAACACCAACACUCUCACAAAGCACUGGUUCGUCCGACAAAGAUUCAGAUGCACUUAGAUACAAGAUAAAGAUGCUCGAACUCGAGUUGGAUGCUGAGAAGAAGUCGCGUGAAUUCGACGUUAAGCGAGUGAAGCACUAUGAACAAGAGUUGGAGAAAUCCGGAAAGAUGGUGAUUCGUUUGGAGGCAGAGAUGGAGAAACAAGAUUUGGAGUUGGCGAGCUUGAAGAGAAGUAUUGAACGAAAGGAUCGUGACAAUGUUGAAGAGCGGCUGAAUGAAGUGAUUCGUAUCCUCACUGUAUUGGCUGGUAAACCAGACGGUGCAGCACUCUCCUCGUUGGCAGCAAACAGCGACAACACAGUGUUGGGUCGUAAAUUGAAGGAGUUGACUGAGAAGGCACAACAACAAACCAUCAAGAGCAAAGAGAUGGAGGUGGAGUUGGAGUCGGUCCGUCAACAAAAGAUACAAGCCAUGAUUCAGAAGCAAAGAGACAUGUCCGAAGAGGAAUACUUUGAGUACUACGAAGAGGAGAGAUCGAAUAUCGGUGGUGGUGCUGGCAGAUCCGGUAUGCUGCAAGCGAACCACAGCGACCAAAUAUCGGUGUUGGUUAAUAAGCUGGAAAAGUUGGACAAACUCGAAGAUCUAAUGAGAAAACUCGACAAUAUGAAGUCGAUGGUUCCAGCCGGUCAGGAUCUCGCUGUCAGUGGUAGAAGAACACAUGCUGCCAUCAAAGCGGAACUCCAAUCAAUCCAAACUAUCAUUAUGAAUGAGAAGACACCGGAUAAAGAUAGAGAGGAGGCAAACAUUCGCUUUGAGAAAGUCUAUCAGGAACUCAGCCAAACGGAAGAGCAUAAGCGUGAACUUCUUCAGAUCCAAGAGGAUAAGCGCAAGGUGAAUGACCCACUCAACCAGAAGGCACUGGCCAAACUACAGCCAACCUACGCCGCUGCCAACAUUGAACGUACUCCAGAGUUGAAAGAUCGUGUCAAAGCCUAUCCAGAGUUACUCUUGAUUGGUUUGGACAGUAAGAUCAUUGCAUCGAAACAUCAAAACGAUUUCCAAUCUUACUUCCUCACCAACUGUACAUUAGAGGAGCUGAGAGCGAUCCGCGCUUCAUUGCCCAAAUGGAGAGCGGAUCAGAAGAAACAAAUGGAAUGGACCAUCUCGCUGGAGAACAAGAUUGAACAAUACUCAAAGAAUCCACCUCCACAAAGACCAGUACCAAAGAUUGAAAAACCAAAACUCAAACCAUCGUUGGUCAAGCCAAUUAGCAGCAAUAACAACGCAGGAGGACAAGAUUCGGUUAUGGCAGAGUUACUCAAGAGAAGAAGAAAGAUUGAUUGA
Messenger RNA from Heterostelium album PN500, 2745 nucleotides. Its product is annotated as C2 domain-containing protein. Lineage: Eukaryota; Evosea; Eumycetozoa; Acytosteliales; Acytosteliaceae. The transcript is spliced from 3 exons. The record is from RefSeq and is a predicted model, not a curated record. The coding region runs from base 1 to 2745 and encodes 914 amino acids.